Molecule: messenger RNA, 1037 nt
Organism: Ceratosolen solmsi marchali
Lineage: Eukaryota; Metazoa; Arthropoda; Insecta; Hymenoptera; Agaonidae
Product: monocyte to macrophage differentiation factor
Exons: 5
Coding region: 189-971 (260 amino acids)
Cellular component (GO): membrane
Molecular function (GO): pore-forming activity
Source: RefSeq, a predicted model, not a curated record
UGGAUCAUGUCGCCAACAAUUCUAUAUAAACAUUAAAAGAAUCCUGCAGAUGUGUCGACUUAAAGAUAGAUAUUUGGAAUCAUUCAAAUCAUUUGAAUUCAAAGGACGUUUUAAAUCGUGUUAAUUGAUAAAGAGCUCAAGGAAAUUCGAGAUGAGGUAGGUGGUUAUCGGGCAGCGAGCGUUACCGAAUGAUCAUCUUUUUGCGCCGCAGAGUGAAAUGGAUGAAUCAGCAGGCCUGUACAAACGAGGCUUACGUGCCGACCAUCGUCGAGCACGUGGCCAACGUUUUUACCCACGGGAUCUGGAUUGUGCCGGCGUUCCUUGGAGCUUUCGAGCUCAUCGAGCGCGCCUCGACCUGGCCAAAAUUGCUUUCGGCACUCAUCUAUGGGUGCUCGCUGCUCCUUCUAUUUACCGUCUCCACUAUUUUCCAUAGCAUACAUUACUGCUACCAUAAGGGGCGAUUCGUGCACUUGAAAGACUUGUUGCAUCGAUGCGAUCGCGCAAUGAUCUAUGUUUUCAUAGCGGCGACGUACUUCCCAUGGUUAAACCAUGAGCCAUUCCAAGGUGACGUUCUACUGCCUACUAUGCGAAUUCUCAUUUGGAUAAUGGCGGCAGUUGGUAUACUUUAUCAGCAGAUCUUCCACGAGAAAUACAAAUGGUUGGAGACGACGUUUUAUGUGAUAAUGGGGAUUGGACCGAGUGUCGCGAUUAUUGGUAUUAACGAGUACAACAAUAUACCAGAGUUGAAGAUCGGAGGCCUCGCCUAUCUUCUGGGCAUCGUCUUCUUCAAGUCAGACGGCCGUAUUCCAUGCGCCCACGCAAUCUGGCACCUGUUUGUCGCAAUCGGUGCGGGCUUUCACUACCAAGCGAUUCGCUACCACCUGUACCCGGAUGUCGGAGCGCCACUCUUGGCCCCGGGCGAGCAACACUACACCCUCUUCGCCGCCGGAGAUUCUCAUCCAGAGUUUUAGAUCGCUUGGCCAAGCUCGAUGACAUUACUGCGGGAAUUGUAAGUCUUGAAAUUACGAGAGGACCAA